GCCGUGACGCAGGUUUCCGGCGGGCUUCUUAGAGCGCCGAACAGCGUUGGGCCCAAGGACCAUGAGAGGGCCGGAGUCGGGUCCCGAACCUACGAUGGAAGGGGACGUGUUGGACACCCUGGAGGCGCUGGGGUACAAGGGACCACUGUUAGAAGAGCAAGCCCUUACCAAGGCAGCAGAGGGUGGACUGUCUUCGCCUGAAUUUUCAGAGCUCUGUGUUUGGUUAGGCUCUCAGAUAAAAUCAUUGUGCAACUUGGAAGAAAGUAUCACUUCACCUGGGAGAGAUGAUCUAGAAAGCUUCCAGCUUGAGAUAAGUGGGUUUUUAAAAGAAAUGGCAUGUCCGUAUUCUGUACUCAUAUCAGGAGAUAUUAAGGACCGUUUAAAAAAGAAGGAUGACUGUUUGAAGCUUCUAUUGUUUUUAAGUACAGAGCUUCAAGCUUUACAGAUACUACAGAAUAAGAAACGUAAAAAUUCUCAAUUAGAUAAAAACAGUGAAAUUUAUCAAGAAGUUGAAGCUAUCUGUGAUACUCUUGGUGUACCCAAGUCAGCAACUUCUGACAUUCCGCUUAUGCUAAACCAAGUGGAAUCAAAGGUGAAGGAUAUUCUCUCAAAAGUCCAGAAAAAUCAUGUGGGAAAACCACUGCUGAAAAUUGAUUUAAAUCUGGAACAGGCGGAACAACUAGAAAGAAUCAAUGAAGCUCUUUCCUGUGAAUAUGAAUGCCGCCGGCGGAUGUUGAUGAAACGAUUAGAUGUGACAGUGCAGUCCUUUGGUUGGUCUGAUAGAGCAAAGGUAAAAACAGACGACAUAGCAAGAAUUUACCAGCCGAAGCGUUAUGCUUUAUCACCGAAGACAACGGUUACAUUGGCACAUCUACUUGCUGCUCGUGAAGAUCUAUCCAAGAUCAUUAGAACAAGUAGCGGCUCCAGCCGAGAGAAGACGGCAUGUGCCAUUAAUAAGGUGCUGAUGGGACGGGUGCCUGACAGAGGAGGAAGGCCAAAUGAAAUUGAACCGCCGCCCCCGGAAAUGCCCCCUUGGCAAAAGAGACAAGAAGGCGGCGGAAGGGGUGGUUGGGGUGGUGGGGGUGGUCGAGGAGGUGGUGGGGGUGGAAGAGGUGGCUGGGGAGGUGGAGGAGGUUGGGGAGGUGGUGGGGGAGGAGGAGGAGGUGGCGGAGGAGGGUGGGGUGGAAGUGGGGGAGGGGGCGGUAGAGGAGGAGGUUUCCAAGGCAGGGGAGAUUAUGGCGGGAGGGGAGAUUAUGGUGGAAGAGGAGGAGGCUAUGGUGGAAGAGGAGGGGGCUAUGGGGGACGAGGUUAUGGAGAUCCAUAUGGGGGAGGUGGUGGUGGAUAUAGAAGGUAUUAAAAACCACCAAAAUUAGAUAGCAGUGCUUACUUCUUGGUAGGGACAUUAGGUGUAGUGUUCUAAGUAACAUACUUGAAUGUCAGCUUUCAAGUAAACACCAUGUUAGCUUCCUUGUUAUCAUUCUUAAAUUGGGUUAAUAUGUAAGAGCAUUGUUUUUAUACUACCAUUUGAUCUCUUAGACAAAGUGAUGAUUUUUCCAUAUUCUGUGUACCCUUGAGCAUGUCUUUUUAAAAAACAAAAAAUGAACAAAAAUUAUUUUUAAAAAUGUAAAUAUUUAUUACCAUCAAACUUGGAAAAUGGAAAGUAUUUUAUUGUCAUGAUUGAAUUUAGAUUGUUACCCGUAUUUUAUUCAGGUUUGAAACAUAAAUUACCCCACUUGUAAUGGAAAGGAAUAUAGACUAUUGCCUCAUCUGUA
Neofelis nebulosa (Clouded leopard) is the source of this 1772-nucleotide messenger RNA. RefSeq names its product family with sequence similarity 98 member B (gene TSLIG3B). The transcript is spliced from 8 exons. The record is from RefSeq and is a predicted model, not a curated record. Gene Ontology annotation, cellular component: tRNA-splicing ligase complex. NCBI's taxonomy places the organism in Eukaryota, Metazoa, Chordata, Mammalia, Carnivora, Felidae. Bases 62 to 1357 code for a protein of 431 amino acids.